Messenger RNA from Dromiciops gliroides (monito del monte), 6227 nucleotides. RefSeq names its product transmembrane protein 132D (gene TMEM132D). The record is from RefSeq and is a predicted model, not a curated record. Lineage: Eukaryota; Metazoa; Chordata; Mammalia; Microbiotheria; Microbiotheriidae.
CCAUCCCCCGCCCCCCGCACACCCUCGCAUACACCCAGGAGCUGGAGACUGGAGACGCGGCUCCCUCGCCAUCCUUCUCCUCCUGUUGCAAACUCUAGACAGCUUGCUUUCUUUCCCCCAGGGGAAGAGAGAGAGUCCUCGGGGCUAGGCUGGCUUCCCCAAGGGUGGGCUGGGCUGACUGAAGAGACUCCCCAGCCGGGCACUGUAGCGAUCCCCGACCGCCUCGGGGCCAUGGGGACCGUGUGCUCCGAAGAAGGCUCUGGGUUCAGUAGGCACUUUCGUCUUUAGUAGCCUCGCCUCUUGCCUGCCUGCUCUGUCCUCUCUGGUCGGCUUGGGAUGCCGUUCCACUCCGCAGUUAGCCUCUCAGCCUAGACGGCACGAGGGAGGAGAUUAACCCGCCUGGCAGCCCGUUUCAAGAUGUGCCCAUCGGAAAUGGGGACACUGUGGCAGCACUGGUCACCUGUGCUCUUCAGCCUGGCCGCUCUGUUUUCCAAAGUGUCAGAGAGCCGAGGGAUUUUAGAGAGCAUCCAGAGAUUCUCCCUGCUGCCCACGUACCUUCCUGUGAGCUACCAUAUCAACAAUGCCGAUAUAUCUUUCUUCCUCAAAGAAGCCAACCAGGACAUCAUGAGAAACUCAAGUUUGCAAUCCAGGGUGGAAUCCUUUCUGAUUUACAAAUCCAAGAUGGCACCUUCCUUGAAUGCCAGCUAUGGACCUUUUUCUGUGGAACAACUUGUGCCCCAGGACCUGCUGUUGCCUUCCAAUCCAUUUGGAUCCACCAACAAGUUUGCUCUGAACUGGAAGCUAAAAGCCUACAUCAUGAGUGAUAAAAUCUACCUGAGUAGGCCCAGAGUCCAGAUCCUGUUCUACAUAGUAGGCAGGGACUGGGAUGAUUAUACCACCACAGAGAGGCUGCCCUGCCUCCGAGUGUUUGCCUUCAGGGAGACCAGGGAGGUGAGGGGCAGCUGCCGCCUGGCAGGGGAACUCGGACUGUGUGUAGCCCAGUUGGAGCUCCUAUCCAGCUGGUUCAGCCCCCCGACUGUGGUUGCAGGAAGGAAAAAGUCAAUGGACCAAUCAGAAGGAAGUCCUGUAGAGCUUUACUAUUCCAUCCAAACUGGAGAUGAGAAAGGAGAUUGUACCAAGGAAGAGACAAGGAAAAAUAAUGGAAUUCGACCAGGCCACAAUGAUAUCGAUGAAGUGGGUCCUCCCUUGCAGAGAAUUGGGAGCGUGUUUCUCUACCAGACUCACAGUGGGAGCCCUUCUUGGAGGGAACUUCACUUAGAUAGCAAUGUUGCCAUCCACUAUGUGGCCAAGACUGCCAAACAAGGAGACAUUCUGACUUUUCCUGUUUCUGUCUCUAGAAAUUCCACUGAGGAUCAUUUCACACUGAGGGCAAAGGUAAAGAAAGGUGUGAAUAUUAUUGGUGUUCGAGCCAGCAACCCACACUUAUGGGAUGUCAAAGAGAGUGUGGAUUAUACGGGGAAAUAUGUGUGUCAGAGGAAAUCUACUACUUCUGAGAACAGUGCUGAUGGUCAAUCCAAUGAAGUCAUGCAGAUCGAUAUAGAAAUUGAAGAGCUGAGUGACCUACCAGCCACGCAGCUAGUCACAUGGCAGGUUGAAUACCCUGGAGAGACUACCUCGGACCUAGGGGUGUCCAAAAUCUAUGUGAGCCAGAAGGAUUUGAUUGGAGUCAUCCCACUAGCCAUGGAAGCAGAAAUCUUGAACACAGCCAUUCUCACUGGGAAGACAGUGGCCGUGCCUGUAAAGGUGGUCUCCGUGGAGGAGGAUGGCACUGUGACAGAUAUUCUGGAGUCUGUGGAAUGUAGAUCAUCAGAUGAAGAUGUAAUUAAGGUGUCUGACAGAUGUGACUACGUCUUUGUCAAUGGAAAAGAAAUGAAGGGCAAAGUGAAUGUUGUGGUGAGGUUCACCUACCAGCACCUGAGCAGCCCCCUGGAGAUGACUGUGUGGGUGCCCCGGCUCCCACUCCAGAUUGAGAUCUCUGACACAGAACUCAACCAGAUCAAGGGCUGGAGGGUGCCCAUUGUCUCAAAUAAGAGACCAGUCCGAGACAGUGAAGAUGAGGAAGAGGAUGAGAGGCGGGGCAAAGGCUGCACCCUCCAGUACCAGCAUGCCAUGGUUCGAGUCCUUACUCAGUUUGUGGCUGAGGCUUCUGAGUCUGGAGGGCAGCUGGCCCAUCUGCUGGGCUCUGACUGGCAAGUGGACAUCACGGAUUUGGUAAACAAUUUCAUGCAGGUGGAAGAGCCGAGGAUAGCCAAGCUACAAGGAGGUCAGGUUCUGAUUGGACAAGAGCUUGGAAUGACCACCAUUCAGAUCCUGUCCCCGCUGUCCGACGCCAUCCUGGCUGAGAAGACAGUGACUGUGUUGGAUGAGAAGGUGACAAUCACUGUCGGGGUUCAGCUGGUCACUGGGCUCUCCCUCUCCUUGCAGCUCAGCCCAGGAAGCAACAGAGCAAUCUUUGCCACCUCCAUUGCUCAGGAGCUACUGCAGACACCUAAGCAGGAAGCUGCCAUAAGUUGUUGGAUCCAAUUCAGUGAUGGUUCAGUCAUGCCCUUGGAUAUUUAUGAUGUAAAGGACUUCUCUCUGAUGGUGACAUCCCUUGAUGAGAAGGUGGUCUCCAUCAACCAAGACACCACAUUCAAAUGGCCUGUUAUUACUGCUGAAAUGGAGGAAGGGCAAGGUGCUCUGGUGAAGGUGGAAAUGGUGAUUAGUGAAUCAUGCCAGAAGUCUAAGAGGAAGAGUGUGCUGGCUGUUGGGACAGGAAAUAUCAAAGUUAAGUUUGGCCAGAAUGAUGCCAACCCCAACACGAGUGACAGCAGACAUGGGGGAAGGGGUCACCUGGAAACCCAUGCCAGCGACAGGAGGCCUAAAACAAACUGGCAAGAAAGAAUGAGACCAGAUGGGCAGUUUUUCAGCAAUUUCUCCAUGGAUCGCAUGGAAGGCAGGGGAGCCACAACAGACAGAUCCAUCUUCUGGAAGAAGAAUAAACAAGACAGUCUUUUAGAUGAUAAUAGCCAUCUACAGACCAUCCCCAUGGACUUCACCAGCUUCCCUGCCCAAGUGGAUCUCCCAAGGAACAAUGGAGAGAUGGAGGACAAUGACCUAGUACAGACACCCCGGGGCUUAAGCGACUUAGAGAUUGGGAUGUAUGCUCUGCUGGGUGUCUUCUGCCUUGCUAUUUUGGUCUUCUUAAUUAACUGUGUGACCUUUGCAUUGAAAUACAGGCAUAAGCAGGUUCCUUUUGAGGAGCAAGAGGGCUUGAGUCAUUCACAUGAUUGGGUGGGGUUAAGUAACCGAACAGAACUUUUGGAGAAUCAACUGAAUUUUCCCUCCCCACAGGAAGAACAGAUCACUGCUAUUGACAGAGGGGUAGAUUUUGAGGAGAGUAAAUAUCUCCUCAAUACAAACUCGCAAAAGAGUCUCAAUGGUCAGGUUUUCAAGUCUUCAGAAUCUCCAUUUGCUGAUGGGAAAGACCAGAAAAGUGAGCCCACAGCUUCCCCUACCUCUAAGCGAAAAAGGGUGAAAUUUACCACCUUCACCACCAUUUCCUCAGAUGAGGGAUGCCCUACAGUUAACUCCAUCCUGAUGAGCAGUGUGGACGACAUAAAAUGGGUUUGCCAAGACAUGGAUCUGGGAGAAUGUAAAGAACUGACAAACUACAUGGAAAGGUUACAUGAAAAGGUGUAAUUGGAUACACGUGAACAUUUGUUUUUCUGCUCACCUUCUGCCUUUAAUUUUGGGUAGUGAGGCACAAGGACAUCUCACAAGGAAGUAAACUGACAAUAUAAGAGGAGAGAAACAUCAUCAGCUGAGGACCAGAAAACCACCUGAAGUCAGUGGAAUGGAGUCCCAGAGUCAGAGUCAAGAUAGGCAUUCUCAUUCCAAAAGUCUUAUUCAAAAUUAGGUAUAUUUGAAAUCUGCCAAAACAUGGCAGGAUUUUCAUAACUGGAAACAAAAAUAAGAUUUUAUUUGAUGAACUUUUUGAGGAAAGAACAACUUCUCUUUCUCUUUUUCUCUCUAUCAAUCUUUUUUUUUUAAUAAAUGUAGCAAUUUGGAUUUACAAAAUCCAAGUAGCUCCCAUACAGACUGUGGAGAAAAAAAUAAGACUUAGGUUCAGUUUUUUUUUUAAAAAUGGAUCAAUGAAAGGAAGCACACCAGCUAAAAUAAGAGCAAAAUAUCUAGCCAUGAACAUUAUUGAAAAUGGACAGAGAUUGGUUUCACACUAGACACUGAGAAGUGACUGUUGUGACUUCAUAUUCCCCAGAUAUUGAGGGGGAAAACCUCCUUGGCAAUCAAAAAGGCAGAACAUUAUUGGCCCCAUAGAGAAAGGGGGAAAGCGUGCUGAUAAGAUGUAACCAUAUAUGUAAUGAGAUAAUGAGAAAUCAACUCCAUGGGGUGCUUUGGAGUAGUCUUUAAUUUUUAAGGUAAGAGACAGGACACACUGGCAUCAAUUUACUGGACACAGAUUUCCAAUUAGGUUCAAAGAACCAGUUUCUUUUUUAGCAAGCUCACACCAUCCAUCUCUAACAUUUCAAUUUGUACACCUUAUCCACAAUCCUGCCAUUCUAUAAGGGUUUAGUCACAGGUCACAGGGAACUUUUCAGCCCUCAGUAAGGGAUUGCUGGGUGGCAGAGAUAAAAUUAAGAUGGGAUGGGGGUGCCAUGGGUAGCUAACAUCAAUAGAGCUGGCUUCCUCCCUACCAUGGUUCUCUUAGUCCCUGAGACUUAUGGUCCUCUACAUAGCAUAACCACCCCUGUUGCUUUCCAGUCCCAGGGCUUGGGCUAGACUUUCUGGGGAAUUGUACCCAAUAGGAGCAAAAUCUUCCUUUUCCAAUCUUCCUACCUAGAUGGAUUUUCCUUGAGUAACAGAAUUCCUAGUUACAGCUCUGCUAAGUUGGGAAAACUAUCUUUGCCCUUCUUGUAUGCCCCUUCGCCGUGUCUUCCCAGUUCUGCAUCAUUUUAUAGGAUUCAUUCUACCAAGCCAUCUGGGAUCACUUGGUACUUGCUUCCCAUGUGGUUAUUUUAAUAAAGUAGCUGAUUGGGUUUAGAAAGGAGAAAUUAAGGAUCAAUCAUGCUAAAUUCAACGUAGCCUUAGUCCCCUUAAUUUUUAAGAAAAGAUCACUGGGAUAUUUCAUUAUCCAUCUCUAAGUCUGUUCUAUGGUGUUUCCCAGCAUGAAGAUUUUCCCUCAUAGACACCAAGAUGGAAAAACUAGCUCUUAGAAUGUGAAUGUGCAGGAGGAGAGAGAAGGAAAAGCCCAGCACUUAAUAAAAACCACAAGUCUCCCAGGAAAAUCUUUGUACUACAUCCCUUGAUCCCAUUAGGAUGUGAGCUCCUUGGGAGGAAGAACUAUUUUUCCCAUUUCUUUGUAGCCCCAGGGCUUAGCACAAUGCCUGACACCUGGUAAACACUUAAUACAUGUUUGUUGACUUAACUGUUUGAGAGCUCUGCUACUAGGCAACAGAAAAGACAAAGACGUAAACCUUAGUCCCUGCCCUCAGAAGCUUACAAUUUACUUGGAGGGAUACAGCUUGUCUACCAGGAAGGGGCAUAACAAAAUAAUUUCAAGAGGGAAUGAGCAUUUCCCACUUAGUAAAGAGAUGGGAAUAAUGGGAUGGGAAUGUCUGUGAGCGAUCAAGAAGGGCAUCCUGAUCCCUGACCCAGUGGGGUGAAGGAAAUUAGGAAUCCUAAAAGGUCGGGGUGAAGGUGAAGAGAAAAUUUGUUCCUAAACUGGGGCUUCAAUAGCCAGCCAUCAACUGCUUCCAAUCCUAAAGCUGGUUAAUUUGGUUUUGCUGCUUUUUAAACCCAGCACACAUUUCCCAUGAUUUUUUUCCCAUUCAGUUAUAUCCUAAAGUCUCUUUCACUCCUCAUUACUGCUCCAGGCAGCUCACUGCUUCACCCCCUCCUCCAUCACUUCCCUAGUCAGAAUCCAUCUAUACUUAGAAUAUAUUGUAGAUUGUAAGAAUGUAAUAUAUAUUUAUAAAUAUACUAACUGUAAAUAAAAUUUGCGUUCAGUGGCUUCAGUUCUUCCCUCCUUUCUGCACAUCGUCCCCUGGAAAGGCUUGGCAGUCGGUUUCAGGGAGCUGUCCAAGGCUCUGGCUUUCGGUAAAUGAAAAUGCAGAUUUAAGGAUCCCCUCACAAUCUAAUUACAAACCUUUACAUCAUGUAAUGCUGCUCUUCAUGUGGAGAGGAUGUUGACACCCGAUGACAAAGUG